AUACAAGCAUCAUUUGGGAACCCUAUUAAAUCUCAAUCCCCGGGUGCAAAAUUGGGUUCUGAUUGCAUUUUCCCAAUAUUGGGGUGGCUAUUUUGGUCAUGUAUACAAAAUCUUCUGGUCAUCAUCCGGCAGCUGCUGCCCUCGUGUUCUUAUUUCUUCUCAGUUAUCCGAUCACGUGUCACACAAUCAACGAAUCCCACAAGAGCCACAAUCAUAAAGAGUCAAAUUUGUUCCAGUUCCCCAAUCCUCCUCCUCCAUUUAAUUAAUCCAGAUAACACAAUAAUGCCAAAAAGUCUUUUGGGUUUUUAUCUCACAAAAUGUAUAUAAUCCUCACAAAUUCCUCAAAAAUAUCAAUUCAUUCCUGAGCUCCACAAAAACCCCAUUUCACCCCAUAUCAUGACUUCCUCAUCUUUGUACCCUUCAUCAAUUCUUAAUAUUCCCAUCUCCAGAACCAAUUCUUUGAUCACCCCUCCUCAUAAAAUCUCAUUUUUGGACAACCCUUUAUCCGGAAUCAAUUCCCAGCGGAGGAAAUGUUCACGGCCAAUUAGAUCCUCCUCGGAUUCCACCACAACUGUCGAGGCAGAGAUAUCUUCGAAUUCAGUAUCAGAAGAUGGUGUUUAUGAUGAAGAAGCAGUGAAAGCACAAGCUAAGAUUGGAGCUAAAGUUCGAGUGAAAGUGCCAUUGAAAGUUUAUCAUGUUCCAAAAGUUCCUGAGUUUGAGUUAAACGGGCAAGUUGGGAUUUUGAAGCAGUAUGUCGGUGUGCACAAAGGAAAGAAGAUCUCUGCUAAUUUGCCCUAUAAGGUGGAAUUCGUGGUAGAUAAUAUUGAGGGGCGAAGUGGGCCGGUCAAGUUCCUUGCUCAUUUAAGGGAGGAUGAGUUUGAGUAUCUUGACUGAUUGAAUUUGAUUAUUUUUUUGCUUUCUAAUUUAUGUUUAUGUUGAGUAUGAUGCUGCCACUUGAAUAUGUGAACUAAUUUUUGUCCAGCCCCAUUUCUUUUGUACAAGUGCUUUUUGUUUACUGCUGUAGAUAGUUUACUCUCCAGCAAUUUAGUUUGUAUUACUAUUGUGAAGUUAUACUACAUUGGCUCCUUGACUACAAUAUGAAUACAUUCAACCCAAUAAUUGGGCGGUUCUUUAGGCCUUGAAGCCUGAAUGUGUACUUUGUACUGCACGGCUUCUGUUCAAUAUUAGUCUGCACUUGGAAAACUUGUGAUCAAUUGUGACUUUGUUAUAUACGUUUUAAGUUUCAUAAAUAUCUUCUUUGCAUCAUUGCGAUUGGACAUUGGUCAUUAUUAUCUAGGAUCAAGCUCAACUUGCUCUAGGUUAAAGUUGUUGUUAUUGACCUGGUUUAUAUAUACAUACUGCUAAGGUUUAGUGGCCUUCGCUGACUAGCCAAGAUGGUUUAAAGAACUCAUUUAACUUAUGCAUUCUUUGUGGAGAAUAGUUUCACAUUUGUUGUGGUGCUUCAAGUUGUUCUGAGCUAUUAUCUUAUUGGGUGAGUCAAGAGUAGAAAGACGUGGUUGCUUGUUUAGAAGAGGGAAUACCUGCAGAAGAUCUACAGAUUUUCUACUGCAGGAGAUUUGGUAUGAUUUUUUGGAGCUGUCUGUCUGUGACGAGAUUGUUAGGGUGGCAGUUGUCUGUGAUUGUUAGGCUAGAGUCAAAUACUUAGAAGCAUUUACUCUCUGAAAACAGAGCUUUAGAAGUAACGGAGACCUACAGUAAAACAUGUCUGACAACCUUUAUUUCUGAAUCGUUCUGUAUGCCGAUCUUCUAGAAACGGAUAGCUAGCAUAGUCUAGUUUCUGCGAGGCACUCUAUCAUAGCUUUCUCUCUUAAUGAUCCUGUGUUGGAGUCAGUCUUCAUAGUAUUGGCUAGUUUUUGGUCACUGGUGUAUUUGCUUCAAUGUUUUAAAGGAUUGGCUGUUUGUCAUUGCAGUUCCGUUUUCCUGAUAACUAUUGUCUUUUUCAUUCUCUUGAUCACUGUGUUUGAUAUAUAGUGUCAAAAUCCUUUCCCUUUUUACCAAAUGCUGAAAUUUAGCCUACAAAAUAUAGACCAUAAAGGUUGUUACUAGUACCAGUGAACUGUGCAUGUCGAAUUAGCUAGUUAAAUCAGUUCCUGUUAUGAAAUUAACUUACUUACGAGUUAAAAUACUUUUAGAUAGUGAUCUUCUCGCAGAUUAUUACACUAAGCCAGUAAAAGGUAAAAAAAAGUAGGUAAAAUCCAGCUUCUAUUUCUAUCAAGUCGUAAAAAGGAGGUGGUUUUAUUUUGAUUCAGCAACUGUCCUGUUUUUGUAUCUCUGUAGUUAACUGUUCAUCAUCAUCACGAAUGGUAUGUGAUGCGAUGCAAGGUGUGCUCUGGAUCAGGUAUAAUCGGACUAAGAGCUCAUUCUUGCAUGUUUUGUGUCAUUAUCCAAGCACUGCAUCUCAAAAUGUGUGACUCCUUUGCACCCUGACAUCAUGAAUAAUGAACAUGACUCUGGCUAAUGAUUCUUCUCUCUCUCUCUAAAACUCGGAUUAUCACGAUAAAAUAACUUGUAGCCUGUGUCAUAACUUGUAGAAAUUUUUGAAGGUCUAAUUUCUUCCAUAAGGGACACAGGAAGAAGAAGCCUCGAGUAAUCAAAACCUAAGAGUACGCGCAAAAGCUACGUUCAACUUGUUAUGAGUUGCAGUUUUGACAUUGAUGAAAGGCUUGAAUUCAUGAUUAAGUGCCAGAAUUUUAACGUCUGCUAGAUAUAGGAAAUUUUUGUACCAUGCAUUGCUGAUUCAUAGUGAAGUUUUCGACUUAUAUUUGGUGCUGAGUGGGAGUUGUCAAGUUGACCUUUCUUGUCCUGCUUUUGGCUCUGUUGUAAUUGCAGUCAGAUGUGGUUUUCCAUUUUUAGAAAGUCAGACUUCUCUUCAACUGUAAACAGUGUGCUGUGUAACGUGUCUCUUACGGAAGAUCUGGGAGAAGACAGAUCGUUUCUUAUGAAUCUGGAAGAGGAGCAUAAGAAUGGUCUUAGCUAGCUCUGUUUUGUUUAUGCUGAUCUGUUUCCAUUUUGUGUUGGCUGGUCGACAAUUAAAACCUACAUCGUUUUCUUAGCUAGUUUGAUCACAGCUGUGUUACUGUUAAUAUCAAUAGAAGCUUGCUGUAGUUGGAAUGCUUCAGUGGUGAAACUUUUAAGUUCUUACUUGAGGUGCUGAUCAAAGAUAUAGAGUCAAAUUGAGUUUGCUUCUGGUCUGCAUCUGUCACUGUGCUUCAAAAUUGGCGAAGUGAUGCAGUUUCUUUCUCAGUGGCGGAGCAACUUCCACUAUGGGAUAUCACUGUUACGUUCUUCUCAGGUGAUACAAUCGCAUUUGGUCUUUCCCUUGCUUGAAUUUCAAUAUUUCUUCCUUUGGUAAAAAGAAAAAGACCCGGGGCAUUUUCUGCCAGCUUAAUUUUCGCAUGGUUGUUUCUCUCAAUUAUGUGUCUGGUUUAUGAAUUUCUUUUUUUUUUUUGUUGUUGAGCAUGGUUUAUGAAGUAAAAAUGGAGGAAAUAUAGAGUAGAGUACGUUAACCGUUAGGAAGUUCGUCUGACCACUUCACCUUUUGAUUUGUCUGUGUAUUUCUAAAGUCGACAGCAUAAUUUAGCAUCAUACAGAAUAGCCUUCAUCUGAAAUAGCUGCUGCAAUUUUGAUUGAAUCUAGUUGAAGACCCUUUGUCAAAGGGGGUAAAAAGAAUCCUUUGAUUUAUAACUGC
This is a messenger RNA of Oldenlandia corymbosa var. corymbosa, 3709 nucleotides long. The record is from the annotation of a GenBank genome assembly. Lineage: Eukaryota; Viridiplantae; Streptophyta; Magnoliopsida; Gentianales; Rubiaceae.